AUGGUGGCUUUCGGCACCCAACCUACCGAUUCCUCGAUUAGGUCAACCUCCUUCUCCAGGACACGUGGCAGGCUCACAAUCUAUGUCUACAGUUCCACAUCGAAAAUCUACACAACAAGCACACCUCCCAAGACUUGUAAAAGGAUUACAAUUCCCCAAAAUGGAGGUAAUCAGAACUUACGGCACACUGCUUAUUGGUCUGUCAGUUUAAUCUUUCCAACUCCGUACUUACUUAAGCAUCGGAGAGCCUUCAGCCGGUACCACACAGGUGCCCAAUGUCUUACCGAGCGUGUUCUAUUUUACAGAUCACGUGCUCCACCGAGGCCCAAAGGCAUACCGAAGGCCAACAUCACUAAGUUGAGCGGGAAAGUUAUUGAACUAUUUUUCCGCGUCAACAGAAGGCAACCACUUAACGGGGAACAUUCCACGCUCCAUAUGGGGUACUUACUAAACCUCAAAUCGUUGCACUGGCGAAAUAAUCACCUGUCCGGAGAAUUACCUUCAUCCCUACAGAGCUGCACCAAGUUGUUAGUUGUUGACCUUGGUGGAAACAAGUUUGACGGAAGCUUACCACUGUGGAUAGGGAGCCUUUCAGAUUUGCUAGUUCUGAACUUUCGUUCAAAUAAGCUUCAGAGCAGCAUUCCUUCUGAAUUCUGUAAUCUCAUAAACCUCCAAAUCUUGGACCUCGCAGAUAACAAUCUUUCAGGAACAAUACCAAGAUGCUUCCACAAAUUUAGUGCCAUGGCCACAUUGUCGAAAUCAAACAGUCCGAAUAUUUUGUUGUACGACAUUUAUUCUUAUGGGAGGUACAUAGUUGAAGCAAUCUUGGUGACCAAAGGGAGAGAAGUCGAAUACAGAGAAAUUCUUGGAUUGGUAACAAGCAUGGAUCUUUCCAACAACAUUAUAUCCGGAGACAUCCCUGAGGAACUGACCAGCCUCCUCUGUCUGCGAACACUGAAUUUAUCAGAAAAUCUUUUGACUGGAAGAAUUCCUUCAAACAUUGGGAACAUGACACGAGUAGAAUCUCUUGACUUUUCGAUGAACCAACAUGAUGGUGAAAUUCCUCAAAGCAUGACGAGUUUGACAUUUCUAAGUCACUUAAACUUGUCCCACAACAACUUGACAGGACGGAAUUCAAAGCCUUGA
This is a messenger RNA of Prunus armeniaca (apricot), 1146 nucleotides long. The record is from the annotation of a GenBank genome assembly. Lineage: Eukaryota; Viridiplantae; Streptophyta; Magnoliopsida; Rosales; Rosaceae.